UCGAAGAACCCAUCCCAUAGUUUUUUUCAAAGAAGAAUUGGUCGAACUCUACAGGCGCGCGGGAGUCACUGCUAUUUUCUGUUCGCUUCCCCCUUAAACAGUUUCUCCUCCGGCUACAAUGGGGUUUGCUUCCGCCAAUGUAAUCUGUCUGCAACUGGUUUCUUCGGCGAUUCAAAGAUGCCGCUUAUCCGGCGAGCUAUGCAGGCUCUCAGUUGUUGUCAAAUGCUCUCCACCUUCCGAUCCUUUUCUUAUUCGAAUCUCAAUUUCAGAUACGGGUGUCGGAAGCUGCCUGGAGGAGUUUCAGGGCUUUAAGUUUUCAAGAAAAAGCAUUGGCGACGAAAAGUGGGAUGGAGUGCUAUCUGUAAGAACUACUGGCAAAUGUGAUAAUGAGGUAUAUCACUAUCAGUUAAACCUAAAAGAGAGUGCUUCUGCCAGAAGGCUGACUAGGCUACCUUCAAACCCAAAGAAUGGUGUGACAUUCAGUGGGACUGAAGUAAUUCUCUCCAUGUUUGAAAGUGCUGAUGCCUUGGUGGCAGAGAUCAAUUGCUUCUUUCAAAAGAUGCUCAUGCUAAAGAUUCCUAAUGUUGCAUAUGAGCUGGUAGUUGAAAAUGGGGAUGCUCCUGGAUCGCAAUGUGAACAUGUUUUUCUAGCAAACGAGCCCAAUCCGUUACCUUUCUCAGCCUCAAAUCUUGAAUGUUUGAAGUCCGGCAUUGAAGAUUAUGUUUUGAAGCAUGGAUACAAGAAGGAGCAUCUCAAGGUUGGGAGUGGGACGGCAUAUUGCACAGAAGGCCAUCAGAAUACUGGAUGGAUGAUGGACACCGUGAUUGUGAUAAGUGAAAUAUCAGAGCCAACCAGUAGUUGCUUUGGGACUAGUGGUGCUAAAAGUGAGGUUAUUUAUUUUAAAGAUUUUUCACCUUGCUCAGUCUCUCAGUCAUCUACGAAGGCAUUGACUAGCAUUGACUGGAGAAGUUUUGGGUUGACUUUGAAAAGUAUUGUGAAUCAAGGUGGCCAUGCAUUUUUGGAAUGGGAAGGCUUGCCACCAAAUACUCGCAUAGAUAUCGUCCUCCAUUCUUACCAUAAGCAGGCCAUAAUGCCAUCUGCGAAGCAAAAGAUUCAACUUGAUCGAAAUCUCAUAAAAAGAGCAGUGAAACUUGCAUUGGAUGAUUUGAAGGAGAAGCAUGCGGGAGUUCUUCUAAGUGCUCAUGCCCUCAAGAUUAGCAGUUAUGCCCCCGAUCUCGCAAAAACAAUUGCUGGCCUAAUUUUGUCUUCCAACGACUCAGGCUUCCAGGGAGAAUGCUUUUCUCUUCUUGGUUUGCAGUGUCAGGGAGUGGGAGGUGAAAUUGUUGAAGACUGUAUAAAGGAAAAGAUUAUCUCUGUAAUAGAGAUGAAUGAUAGGAAGUCCCACGAAAGAAGCGAAGACGUUGCACCUUUUCUUUUUGAAGAUGAGUGCCUCCAGGAGCUCAACUUCCAAGAAGAUGAAUAUGACGAAGGAGUGGGCUUUGUGUUUCUGGCCAGUUUGUAUAUGCGUUUUAGCCAACUGGAUCAGCUCGAUAUAGUUGUAAAGUGGGUAAGUACCGUGCAGUCACUUUAAAAAAGAAUGAGGUACACUAUUAAAAAAUUAAUUUUCUUUUCACGUGGGUCUCCUAUUUAUUCACUUUUUUCAAAGUGAUUUCUUGGUGUUUACGCACUUAUGAUUACAACUAUCAUUUCUUUAGUUAGAAAUAGAGCACAACUAUUCUUUAUCUUAGAUUUGUCAUUAUCUAAGUAUACUGAUGACAUAGUUUAAGUGAAUUUUCACGUCAAAUACUUAAUAACAAAUCACUUGGAACAUGUCUUGAAAAACUGAUCAUUUAGGAUGAAAAAUAAUAUAUUUUUCUUAAAGAUUAUAUCUAUGUUGGGCACCAAUAGUUUACAGAAUGCUACUUUACCCUACCCGUCCUCCAACACAGUGCCUGAACAUGCUCACAGACCACCACAAUGUGACCAGCUUGACCUUGAGUUUGUAUAAGUGCUUUUUGAUAGUUUGGUUUGAUUUUACCGGUUUUGUUGAGGAGUUGAGGUCUAUUUAGCUCGAAAAUGAUUUUCAGGCUGUCGAAAGGAUUGAUUAUUCCGAACCAUAGUCAUAUCACGUGAUCAUAUGUAAAUCAUUCCUGUCAUUUUCGACAUUAUUUCCCGCCACUUGGUUAACAUCAUCAAAAUAAAAGCAGGAAAAAUGUUGACCCUUUCAAAGCUCAAAGAUCAUGAAUUGCUUAGACUGCAUAGUUUGUGAGAAUGAUAUUAUUCUACACUGUUUGUGAGAAAGAAACUCUGCCUCUUUAUAAUAAUUUAAGGGGCCCCUUAUACCAUUAACUAGUUUUUUUACUGUAUGAA
Messenger RNA from Carya illinoinensis, 2370 nucleotides. RefSeq names its product type 2 DNA topoisomerase 6 subunit B-like. The transcript is spliced from 13 exons. Gene Ontology annotation, molecular function: protein-macromolecule adaptor activity. Gene Ontology annotation, biological process: reciprocal meiotic recombination; meiotic DNA double-strand break formation. The coding region runs from base 119 to 1591 and encodes 490 amino acids. The record is from RefSeq and is a predicted model, not a curated record. Gene Ontology annotation, cellular component: condensed chromosome. Lineage: Eukaryota; Viridiplantae; Streptophyta; Magnoliopsida; Fagales; Juglandaceae.